Penicillium vulpinum is the source of this 9696-nucleotide messenger RNA. RefSeq names its product AMP-dependent synthetase/ligase. The transcript has a single exon. Gene Ontology annotation, cellular component: cytoplasm. Lineage: Eukaryota; Fungi; Ascomycota; Eurotiomycetes; Eurotiales; Aspergillaceae. The record is from RefSeq and is a predicted model, not a curated record. Bases 1 to 9696 code for a protein of 3231 amino acids. Gene Ontology annotation, molecular function: phosphopantetheine binding; catalytic activity. Gene Ontology annotation, biological process: amino acid activation for nonribosomal peptide biosynthetic process; secondary metabolite biosynthetic process.
AUGGGCCAUUGCAGCGCCAUCGACCACCCGAAAGCGAAUAAUUGCAAGGAAGAACAUACUGGAAGUCCGGAUGAGCAACAAUUGAGUGUUCUGCGAGAGAUUUGGGCAGAUAUUUUGGAUAUCGACGUUGAGGACAUAGAUCAAGAUGCACACUUUUUCGAACUGGGUGGCGACUCACUGGCAGCGGCAGAGCUGGUGAGGGCAGCCGCAUCACAAGGAAUGCAGAUCACUCGCGGACAGAUCUUCACAGCGCCCACAUUCUCUGACAUGGUAUCUCUCAUGUCUUGCGGGGAGCCCGGUCCAUGGGAGGAACCUUUGAGCGCUCUAUCUCCAUUUGCCCUCAUUGAUAGUGAUGUAUCUUUGGUUCGGCAGUUGGCCGCAGAGCAGUGCGGCAUUUCUCCAGAGGAAAUUGAGGAUAUGUAUCCGACGACCGCAUUGCAGGCUGGCCUCAUGGCUCGGUCCAUUAGUGUACCGGGUGUAUAUGUGUCUGCGUGGCUCUUUCAGAGCGUCCACCCCGUAGACCCGGUAUGGCUCACGGAUUUAUUGCUGCGAGUGGUGCAGAAGCUGCCUAUUCUGCGAACUGCAAUGGUGACAUCGGAAGAACACAGCUUUAUGCAGGCCGUCCUCCCACCACCGGCCGCGAUUGAUAUUAUUCGAGUAACUUCCAUUUCAGAACUUUGCCUCGAAGACCACAAGCCUGCCAUGACGGUGGGUCGUCCUCUCACAAAGUUUUUGGUGAUCGUCAGCGAGGAUUGCGAUCGACCAUACGUGCUAUGGUAUGCACACCAUGCGACAUACGACAUGUCGAGUAUAGCACUCGUAGAGCGUCAUAUCGCCGAUCUUGCAUCCGGGGAGGAAUCACUCCCAGCACCCCCCAGCUUUGCAUUAUUUGUCGCCCAUAGCAUAGAAGUCCGCAAAAGUCCCGAAUGCAUGCCCUUCUGGACGGAGCAGGUGGAUGAUUGUCCUGCGUCGAUAUUCCCCUUUGCCGCAACGGAUGCGCCACCAGUAUUUCGCACAGAUGCUCAGUAUGAGAUCUCUUUCCCGUACGUUGGCACAAACUUUGGCUUCACAAUGGCGAAUCGCAUCCGUGCCGCUUGGGCAUUUCUAUUGGGGUGUUAUGAGAAUUCGGAGGAUGUCGUGUUUGGGGUUACCAACGGAGGCCGGUAUGCAGCUGUGCCACAAUGCGCCGAUAUUGUCGGACCUGCAAUCGCAACUUCGCCCAUGCGGGUGCGUUUGAAUCGCGAGUCAACUGUUACCGAGUUUUUACAGAAUGUUAGCGUCCAGGCGGUCCAUAUCAAUGCCUUUGAGCAGGCAGGUCUGGCAAAUAUCCAGAAACUGGGCCCAGCCGGUAUUCGGGCUUGCAGUUUCCGAACUUUGGUCAACGUUCAGGUGGCCGAUGCUGGGCGCGGCAGCAACUUGUUGACACCUGUGGAGCCAGGCAAGGUCGAACCACUCGAUUACGCUCUGGUACUGGAGCCCUUUGUCUUAGGGGGUGGUUCUAAGCUCCGACUCCGUUUGUCGUAUGACAGUCUGGUCAUCCACCGUGAAAAGGUCAUUCAGGUCGCCGCACAACUGAAAAAGGUACUUCGGCUGUUCACAACUCAUCCAGAUAGGAGAAUGAGCGAGAUUGAAAGCGUACCUAUCGAUCCCCGCUCAUCGCUGGGUAGUGGGCCUUUAAUACCACUGGAAAUGGUUCCAAGACCUUUCACGCUCAUUUCCUCGCCUGCGCAUGAAAUUCGAAAUCACGCUGCUGUCGAGUGCGGCGUUUCUGAGAGUAUUGUAGAUGAUGUUUACCCAUGCACACCAGCACAGACCAGAAUGAUGAUGGUCUCUUUGCGACAUCCCACAGCUUACAAAUCCCACAUCGUUUUCACUCCCCGCGAGGGCCAGAGUGAAACAGACAUUCUCCAUGCAUGGAACAACCUUUACCGUAGGAUGCCUGUGUUGAGGACUCGAUUCUUUCAUAGUCCUAAGGAAGCCACCUCAUCGAACAAGCGUGAACUGCGUAUGUUGCAGGCAGUUGUCAACGAAUCCAUCCAAUGGAGUGAAUGGGCGGAUGUACAACAGUGUUUGUCUGCAGAUCGCGAACUUCCCUUUAGCGGCGGCCAGCAGCUUUCACGCUUUGCUCUCAUUCGCAAGCAGUCUGGAGAUGGAAUACGGGAAAUUGUUCUCACUGCCCACCGCUCCAUCUUCGAGCCAUCGACCACACAACCCAUGCUUCGUUUUCUACAGGAGAUCGGAGGUCAAAAUACCCAUGAUUUGGAAAUUAUGCCAUUCACUAGUUGGAUUGAGGGUGCAUUAAAUUCCCUUAAUGAACCGUCAAAGAUGUUCUGGGCUGAAGCAUUGGAGGACUGUCACGCCCCUUCCUUCCCCCAAGUCCCAGCCACCCAUGCUCCACUCACGACGGAUACAAUGCAUAAAACCAUUCCUUUGCCUGCAAUUGGGUCGGGAGUUGAAAGCCCUGCCCCAAGUGCAACUCUGCUCCAGCUGGCUUGGGCACUCACUCUCAACCAAUACUAUGAUUCUAAUGACGUAGUAUUUGGAAUUGGUGUGAACAGCACGUAUGGCAAUAGCCGAACGGUCAUGGGACCAACCUUCUCGGCCAUUCCACAGCGCAUUGUGUUUGAAAGUCCCGAUAUGCGAAUCAAUGACUUGAUUCGGAUAGUCGAAGAACGGACGGAAGCACUCAUCGAUCAUGCGCAGUAUGAUAUCUCUAUGAUUCGUGAAAUUGACGAAUCCUGUGCCACUGCAUGCAAUUUUCAGAAUCUCUUGGUUUUAAAGUCCACCCCAGACGAUAAUGGCACCAAUCAGCACUCUGGAGCAUUUAGAACAGCCUCUGUGUCGACUGUUGCGGGAAAAGGCAUUGCUGGUUCUUCCCCUCACAUUUACAACUUUGCUCUAGCAGUCGAGGUAGCCCCGUUAAGCAACGGAGUGAGUGUCCGCAUGAGUUAUGAUCCUUUCGUCUUGAAAGCAGUCCAAGUACGACGUCUCAUGUCUCACUAUGAAAACAUUCUACGCCAAAUGUCCACAUUUAACCAUACCUCCACUGUCAGAAGCAUCCACCAUGUGCCUGAGGACCAUUUGGAGGAAAUUCUAUCGUGGAACACCGUCCCUGCACCUCGAGCGUGCUGCGUUCACGAACUAUUUGAGGCACAGGUAAACUCCCAGCCAUCCUCCCCAGCUAUCUGCGCCCGUGAUGGUGAAUGGACAUUUUCGCAACUUGAUAAUGCGGCAGAGAGACUCGCUAGAUUUCUUCGUUCGCUAGGUGUGGGACCAGGAUGUUAUGUCCCUCUUCUUUUUGAAAAGUGCGGGCUUGCAAUCAUUGCCAUGCUUGCCAUCCUAAAAGCUGGGGGCUCGAGCGUCGCAUUAGAUCCAGCUCAUCCUAAAGACCGAUUACAAGGUCUCAUUAGUGGCAUGGGAAAGUGCACUAUUCUCUGUAGCCGUGAAAACCACAUCCUGGCUGCCCAGGUUGCUCAACGUGCCGUUAUGAUUGAUGAACAAACUUUAAAGAACCUAUCAAAGCAGCCACUUCAGCGGCGUCUCAGUGAUGAAGAACCUGUCUCGGCGCAAAACACGGCAUUCGUUCUGUUCACAUCCGGAUCUACGGGUAUGCCCAAGGGUAUCCUGAUCCCCCACCAAGCAUUCUCAAGUAGCAUUCGAGGCCACUCGGAACUUCUUCGCUUUUCUACGGGUCCUGGAUCUCGCAAUUUCCAAUUCACAGCUUACACGUCAGAUGUAAGUAUUGGAGAAAUAUUUACCUCUCUUGCGGUUGGGUCCUGUGUCUGUGUACCCUCAGACUGGGACCGUAAGAACAACCUUGCUGGUGCAAUGAGGUAUCUUAAUGUAAAUUGGGCCUUUUUCACACCCAGUGUGGCAGCGUUGUUGGUCCCCAGUGAGGUCCCAGCCCUCCGCACCAUGGUAUUUGGGGGCGAAACGGCAUCACCUGAGAACUUCCAGACCUGGGCCCCAGCAUUGCAUUUGAUCAAUAGUUUUGGUCCUGCCGAGUGUUCUAUUUGGACGCAUUGUAUCCCGCGUAAAGUCGCACUUGAUGACCUUGGCAGCAAUAUCGGCUUCGGAGUUGGUUGUGCAACUUGGAUAACUGAUCCUACCGACCAUCAUCGAUUGCUUCCUAUCGGAGCUGUCGGCGAGAUGCUUGUUGAGGGCCCUAAUGUUGCGCAAGGCUAUCUAAACGACCCCAUUAAGACAAAUGCCACUUUUGUUCAUGAUCCGGCAUGGAUGCCGCCAGACCGAGGAUCGAUGAGACUAUAUCGAUCCGGGGACCUCGCCCGCUACCUUCCAAAUGGAAUGGUGCAGUUCCUUGGUCGUCGUGAUCACCAAGUCAAACUCAGGGGAUUGCGUAUUGAACUAGGUGAGAUUGAGCAUCAGAUUCGCAAAUAUUUUUCCGACGGCGAUAUGCUAGUGGCGGUAGACAUUGUCCAUCCUCGGCCUGUUGGUUCCCCGCCUAUCUUAGCGGCUUUCAUUGCUCCUAAAGAACCUGAUGUACUUCCUGAGAGCCAAGGGGGUGUCUUAAACCUGCUGGCGGACAAGUCUGACCACAUUUGCCAGACUCUGCAUGGCUUGGAGAGUGCACUCAUUGGAAUCUUGCCCCGGCAUAUGGUGCCCGCUGGAUUUGUUCCACUUCGUCAGAUGCCUUUGACUGCCUCGGCAAAGACAGAUCGUCGCGUGUUGAAGAAUAUCGCAUCAUCUGUUUCAGCCGAGGAGUUGAGUCGCCUGAUGGUCGAAGUGCAAUCACGGGAGGCUCCGAGCACAGCCAUGGAAACAAUUCUCGCCAGAUUAUGGUCGAGCGCCCUAGGCUGGCACGUCGAAGUCGAUCGGCAGAACAGCUUUUUCCGUGUCGGGGGAGACUCACUAUCCGCGAUGAGGCUAGUCUCGUUUGCCCGGAAGGAGAAUGUGCGGAUUACCGUUGAACAGGUGUUCCAAAAUCCGAUCCUCCGAGACAUGGCCCAAUGUGCUAUUUUAGAUGACACCUCAGCUGUCGACGAAUCAAAUGCACUCCCGGAUGUCGCACCUUUCUCCGCACUUGGAGAUGGGGAUAUGGUUGCCAGUGCAGUUCGGUCUGCCUCCACGCAACUAGGAGUUGACGCAGCUCAAAUCGAAGAUAUUUAUCCCUGCACGCCACUCCAGGAGGGCUUGCUCGCUGCGUCCCAAGACUCACGAGGAACGUAUGUCGCACAAAUGGUGCACGAGCUGCCCAUCAACAUUGAUCGUUCUCGCUUCGAGUCUGCCUGGGCAUCCCUGCUGGAGGAAUGGCCCAUAUUGCGGUCACGCUUCUUCCAAUGGCACCAAAGCAAUGGAACCUCUCAAUUGAUGCAGGCGGUCGUCAAGGGGCGGACGCGAUGGGUUCGUGCUCGCCGUCUCUCCGAAUAUCUCAAGCUUGACCGUCGAGAUUAUAUGCAGCUUGGAGAUCGUAUGUUGCGGCUUGCUGCCUUCACAGAUACGGGUGAUAAGAAGCAAUAUUUCGUCAUGACUGCCCACCAUGCCAUCUACGAUGGUUGGAUGCUGGGCCUUCUCUUUACUGCCCUCCGUCGGUGCUAUCUCGGUCUUCCCGCGCUAGAGACAACUCCGUAUCGUGUGUUUGUGAACAUCAACUUAAAGAACCGCAACAACGAGGAGAGCCAACGUUUUUGGCAACGCUACGUGUGGGAUUCUGACCGGCCGUCAUGGCCAGAGCUUCCAUCCCCUGACUUCAGGCCUAAGCCCGCCUCCGUCAGGCAGCUGACAGCACAGUUCCCUGCUGGGGAUCAGCGAAAUUUCACCCCUAGCACCAUUAUGCGCACAGCAUUUGCCAUUCUCCUUGGAGCUUACUCUCAUUCGGAGAACGUCGUUUUCCCAUCCACGGUGUAUGGACGUACUUCUGGUCAAUCUUCGGCAGCAACAGUUGCAGGCCCAACGCUGGCUACAGUCCCUGUUCGGGUUCGCCUGGAACGUCAGUCAACAAUACACGAAAUUCUUGCUACUGUCCAGGCGGAAGGAGCCGAGAUGCUAGCCCAUGAGCAAGAAGGUCUCCAGAAUAUAAAGCAGUAUAAUCGUGGUGCUUUGGCGACCAUUGACACUCAAAGCCUCUUAGUGGUCCAAGUGGAUCAGCCUUCCCAGGAGUGGAACAGUGACGACUUUGCUCUGCGCUACGUCGAUGUGUCAGGGCUAGCCAAUGGCUUCCUCAGCACUGCAUUAGUGCUUGAGGCAACCAUUUCUCAGAAUGAGCUUCAUCUUCACAUGACCCAUGAUGACCGAGUUGUUGCUCCACGCCAAGCCGAAAGAUUCCUGGAACAACUCGCACAUGUGGUGCAUCAACUUUGUGAGGCAUCCCAAACACAACUUCUUCAGGAAUUGGACCUGGUUCCCCAAGGGGAGAGGGACGAAAUCCUCUCGUGGAACGCAACCAUUCCUAAGCCAACUGAAGCCCUGGUUCAGAAUCUCUUCAAUGCUCAGGUAAACCAGCAGCCAGACGCAGAAGCAUUGGUCUCUUGGGAGGGAUCACUCACAUACCGGCAGCUUGAUGAAUUCUCCGACCGACUUGCAGGAUAUCUCUGGACAUCAUGUGGUCUACGCGCUGGAAUCCGGGUCCCUCUACUGUUUGAGAAGAGUAUUUGGACUGUGGUCGCAAUGUUGGCUGUUUUGAAGAUUGGUGCAACGAAUGCAGCUCUAAAUCCAGCACAUGCAGCAGAUCAUUUGAAGUCGCUCGUUGAGGAUAUUGAUGCCGAUUUUAUUCUAUGCAGUGAACAAUUCGAGUCACUAGCCUAUGAUAUUACUCCAAGAUACUACUGUGUUGGUUCCUCUGUCCAACACCUCGAGGGUGAAAAUUGUGCCAGUUCAAUCACUCCACAACACAUCGCCUUCCUGCUGUUUACUAGUGGCAGCACAGGGAAACCGAAGGCAAUCAUGAUUGACCAUCUCGCCUUCUGUAGUAGCAUCAAGGGCCAUGGGGAGGUGUUGUGCUAUCGCAAAGGCUCCCGAAAUCUUCAGUUCACGGCCUAUACCUCGGAUGUCAGCAUGGGAGAGAUAUUCACGUCGCUCAGCCAAGGAGCUACAGUAUGUAUUCCGUCUGACAAUGAACGUAUGAAUGACCUUUCCGGAGCCAUGGAGCGAAUGCAGGUUGACUGGGCCUUCCUCACUCCCAGUGUGGCCUCACUGCUUCACCCUGAUCAAGUACCAACCCUCAAGACACUUGUUUUUGGUGGCGAAACAGCGACAGUGACAAACGUCCAGACUUGGUCCCCACGUUUGCACCUGAUUAACAGUUUUGGGCCCGCAGAAACUUCAAUCUGGUGCCAUGCGCACCCUCACUUCACGGUGACUGACGAUGGCUCGGAUGUUGGAUGGUCUGUUGGGUGUGCUACGUGGAUCGUGGACCCAGAGGACAGCAGUCGUCUGAUGCCCGUUGGUACAAUUGGUGAGCUUGUUGUUGAGGGACCUAACGUGGCAGCUGGGUAUUACAAAAACCCAGCGAAAACAGAGGCCGCAUUCCCAAAGAGUCUACCUUGUCUACCACCGGGUCACCGCCAGCGCAUCUACAAACUCGGUGACUUGGCUCGAUUCUUGCCUGACGGUCGUUUGCAAUUCCUUGGCCGCAAGGAUGGACAAGUGAAAGUGCAUGGCCAGCGUGUGGAAGUUGGUGAUGUGGAAAAUACAAUUCGCCUAGCUCUAGGUGACAACCACCUUGAAGUUGCCGUGGAAAUGGUCAAGAUCCCCGACGAGCUCACUGGCUCCCGUCUCAUCGCGUUCAUUAGCUGCACCCCGGCGGACCAGCCACAGGAUCGGAGCAAUCCUGCUGUUUUGACCGACGACGGAGGACUUCUAGCCUUCCAAGAACGUACCAGCUCUCUCCGAGAGCAACUCGCCUCGCGGCUGUCAAGCCACAUGAUUCCUAGUUUCUUUGUCCCUUUGACAAGCAUGCCACUGAGCGCAUCAGCAAAGAUGGAUCGAAAGCUUCUAGGCGCCCUUGCUAGAAACUUGGAUAUUUCUGAGUUGGCACGUUUCUCCCUCUCGUCGCAUAGAGAGGUACUGCCACCGCAGAGCCGGAUAGAGAAGCUUCUUCAUUCGCUCUGGAGCUCUGUGCUGAUGCUUCAGUCAGAUGAAUUUGGUAUUGAAGCUGAUUUCUUUGAAUGCGGUGGCGAUUCAAUCGCGGCUAUGAAAUUAGCUUCCCUGGCACAUGCCGCUGGUACUCCCCUAUCUGUCCAAGAUGUGUACGACCAUCCCCGUCUGGGCAAACUCGCAAGCGCCAUAGAAGAAAGAUCUCCGGCGGAUCUUCUCAACGCUGUUUCCGAGAUCGACGCAUUCUCCCUGCUACCAACAGAUUAUGCAGCAGAUGGGCUAGAUGCGCUCAUUUCCAAAGCUGCCUCCGUUUGUGGGGUACGGACUAACGAGAUUGUUGACAUCUACCCAUGCACGCCCAUCCAACGUUCAAUGAUAAAAAGGACUGCAACACAUUCUGAGGCGUACUGGCUACACAAUACUUUCGAACUAUCUUCAGAGGUCAACGAGGUCCGGCUCGAACAGGCAUGGCAGGCUGUCGUCUCUUUGCACGCUAUCUUGCGCACACGUAUUUUCGCCCACAGCGGUCGGCAUUUGCAGGCCGUUCUGAGCGAGCCACACACAGUACAGCACGUUUCUGGAGUGUCCCUAGAUGAAUUUUUCAUCGCUUCUCGUGAGCGCCAAUUCACAAACGGGCAGCCACUACUCCGCGCUUCGAUAGUAUCAUACGAGUCGCGGCGGUACUUUGUCCUGAAAUUCCACCACGCUGUAUACGACGCUUGGUCGUUAACAAAAGUCUGUGAAUUACUCCAGCGACAAUAUCUUGGUUCAGCGGAUCAAGGUAAUAUUCAAAGUAUGUCGGAAACUACCAUUGUUGGAUUCAACUAUUUUGUGAAAGCCAUCCAACAACAGAAUCAGAGCCUUGCACUUGAUUUCUGGAGCAAAUAUCUUCUUGGGGCGAAGACUUCAUCCUUAGCCCCAUCAUAUGAGGGCUCCAAUACCGACAGUAUCAUACGUCAUCGCAUCUCACUCCCAGCACCAAUGGCGACAGGUAGCUCCACCACACCUGCUAUCAUGGUCUAUGCCGCCCUCGGGCUGGCACUCCAUAAGCAGCUUCAAGUCCCAGACACCAUCCUCGACUUGAUCUCUAUCGGUCGCUCCCUUCCACUUACUGAGGAUCUGAUCGGUCCCACAGUCACAAGGGUUCCAGUGCGUAUCAAUCACAAGGAACAAAGCACCCUGCACGAUUACCUUUCACAUGUCCAAUACCAGGCCCGACAACCAACACCCUUCGAGCACGUUGACCUGGAAGAGGUUGCGCGUUUGCAUUCCGAUGCGCACGAUGCUUGUCACGGCGCGCCUCAGGUCGUUGUUCAUCCGUAUGAUCCAUACACAGAGCAGCCUACGGCUAAGAUGGGACUGCUCAGACAGGAGCUCUCGGUGCUAAAUAAUGACGGAAUUGCACUAUCAAUAGAUAUAUCCCUAGUACUUCAGGAGAGGGCGCUAGAGGCACUGGAUGUGCGUCUCAUGUUUGACAGCAGCAUCGUUGGAGAGGAAAAGACGCGGCUUCUUGUCGGGGAUUUGGAGACAAUCAUGUUGAAGAUCCACGCUUUGCAGGGCAAAUUCCAAUCAGCUAUGGUGGAAGAAGUGUUACAUGGAGUACCGGAAACUCCAUUUGAGCUGGUUGUAGAACGGAUUCAGUGA